ACACAGUUGAAGAGGCGGGGUUUGACAUCUCAGCUCUGAAAACAUCUCUAAUCCAGUAUUUCAGGUGCCGAAGUCGAACGAGCGACCAUUGCUCACUACCGCCGCGCGUCAGCGAACUGCAGCAGAACCACACGACUCCAGAACCCGGAAUAUCCUGCAAGUGGACGCAGACGGCUGCCGUGCGAGUUCCCGAGAGCGAAGAAAUCCCACAAAAAGCCGGAGAGAGUGAAGUUUCAGCGGCGCGAAAGACAACACUUUGUUUUCCUGCUUGGUGUUUUAGUUUCCAGCGUCUGUUUCUGUCUCGGAGUGACCAGCAACUCCCACCGCGUCUCAGGUCCUCCCCCCGAAACUCAGCCAACACUUCAACUCUUGUGCUCACUGGAGGAUACUGCCGCACUUUGGGAUAUUUUUCUUUCCUAGCACAUCAGUGUUUGCUGUCCAGCCUGGAUGAAACUUUACACAAUAAACCUCUGAUUGGGCCAACUGACUGCAGCGGUCAUAUUAUAUUUCAGUAGCAUCAGGACCAUGUGGCAGAACUUGCGUACGGGGCUCCACCGUCCCUUCUGAAGCUGCUGUGAAGCUUUAUGCAGAGCAAUCAAGAUUACAGGAUGACUGAGGGAUGUUCCUUUGUCAUCAAAAUGCACCUUAUCAGAAGUAUCAGACCGCUGAUCAUCGAAGGCUUCCCAAAACAAAGACUUGGAUUGUAAUUUAGUUUGUGUGGACUUUUUUUUUUUUUUUUUUUUCUUUUUUUUUUUUUUUUUUGAAAAAGUGGCAGACAAAGUAAAAGGACCUUCUACAUGAGCUGCAGAAAUGGACUAGAAGCCCAUGUGUAGCAGGGUGACUGCUGCAGCUUGUGGAAUAACUUAGCCCCAGACUGUUCGGGAGUCACUCCUUCAGGGGUCCUGGGAUCUGAUCCCAGCACCAGACCUCUCCCCCUGUCGUCGUCUGACUAUCCCACAUGUCUGUUGGCAGACCCAACUAUCCAAUGGCAUGGGUCAAGUUCUUCAGGAAGCCGGGGGGCAAUCUGGGGAAAUCAUACCAGCCGGGGAGUAUGCUGUCUCUGGCACCCACUAAAGGACUGCUGAACGAGCCGGGCCAGAACAGCUGCUUUCUCAACAGUGCUGUACAGGUACUAUGGCAACUGGACAUCUUCAGACGCAGCUUGAGGCAACUACCUGGGCACUUCUGUCUGGGAGAAUCAUGCAUUUUUUGUGCGUUAAAGGGCAUUUUCUCCCAGUUCCAGCACAGUCGGGAGCGCGCCCUGCCCUCUGACAACCUGCGUCACGCCUUGGCAGAGACCUUUAAGGACGAGCAACGCUUCCAGCUGGGCUUCAUGGACGAUGCCGCAGAGUGCUUUGAGAACAUACUGGAGAGGAUCCACCUGCACAUUGUGCCGGAGGAGACCGAUGCCUGCACUUCAAAGUCUUGCAUCACGCAUCAGAAAUUUGCUAUGUCACUUUAUGAGCAGUCUAUGUGCCGUAGCUGUGGGGCAUCCUCCGACCCACUGCCGUUUACAGAGCUGGUGCAUUAUGUCUCCACCACCGCACUCUGUCAACAGACGCUUCAGCACAGAGACGAGUCAUUUGGGGAACUGUUACAAGCUGCGAGCACAAUAGGGGAUCUUCGCAACUGUCCAAGCAACUGUGGCCAGAGGAUUAGGAUCAGGCGGGUCCUCAUGAACUCCCCUGAGAUAGUUACCAUAGGCUUUGUCUGGGACUCUGACCAGUCAGACCUCACGGAAGAUGUUAUCAGAUCGCUGGGGCCUAAUCUCAGUCUUUCUACGCUCUUCUACAGGGUAACAGAUGAUCAUGCCAAAAAGGGAGAGCUGCAGCUCGUGGGGAUGAUCUGCUACUCCAGCCGCCACUACUGUGCCUUCGCCUUUCACACCAAGUCUUCCAAAUGGGUCUUCUUUGAUGAUGCCACAGUGAAAGAGAUCGGUUCCAGGUGGAAAGAUGUGGUCAGCAAAUGUAUCAAAGGUCACUUCCAGCCUCUCCUCCUCUUUUACUCCAACCCCGACGGGAGUGCUAUCACAGCAGAUGAUGCCUCAAGACAAAACAGCAGCCAGUCCCACUACAAGACUACUGUUGAUGUAGAAGUGCAAGGCUUUGAGCCUCCAGUUUCAGCCCCCAAGAAGCUGGACCUCACCAGGGAGAAUCUGAACGCUCUGUUGGGCCAAGCCAUUUUCAAAGAGAAGACCCCGUCGACCUUCAGCAGGGGCAGCACUCAGUACAGCGCAGGACGGGGACCAGUGAAAAUUGCCACCAUCGAUCCCAAGAGUCGCCUCAGGGAGAUUUCUCGAGAAGUUGCCCAGAGAGCAGGAGAGGUCCGUGGCAUGCAUCCAUUCAAAAAAGAGCCUGAUAGGAGAGGUCAACAGAGGCCGGAGGCACGCUACAGAGAUCCAGGUCAGGACAGGACCUAUUCCCGCUCCGCCUCCCCUCCAGAGAAUGGCUUCAAAAAACACCUGGAACCUCGACUGUACAGCAGCCAAGGAAAAGGUCCCACUCGGACUGAGCGAACCCCCCACCUUGGUGGACGGUCCUCGCAUGAGCCCCCUCCCUAUCACUCGAGGGUCCAAGUGUUGCCCAGUGGGCCUAGUGGGCCCAGCAUCAGCAGUGGUCAGCGGAGAUUAGGACAGCUCUCCAAUGGAUACGAUACUGACAGCAGCCAAGACUCCAGAGAUCGUCCUGUAAGUGGAGGGAACAGCCGAAGCAGGGCCAGCCGCCCAUGGAAGCCCACUCGAGAAGCGCUAAAUGUGGACAGUGUUGUAAGAGGGAGUAGCAGUGGUAUUACAGUAAAUCAAGAGCGAAGGCAGCACAGCCCCCGGAGAAGACCCAGUAGUCAGUCACCCUCCCGAGAGCGAGACAGAGAUUUUACGUGGGGAGGCAAAGAAGAACGCAAACCCAAGAGCCUAAUGACCAUCUAUGAGGAUGAGCAGAGGCAUGAAACAGGUGGCAGCCGAAGCUCGCUGGACUCAGAUGGCCGGGGCGGCUACAGCGACAAGGACAGGUCAAAGGGCUCAGCAGCUCUAAAAGUACGGAAUGACAACUGGAAGAUCCAGCGAACUGAAUCUGGAUAUGAGAGUAGUGACAGACUAAGCAAUGGCUCAGCAAAUCUUGACUCACCUGUGGUAGAGAACCUUUCUUCCAAGGACCUGCGGCCCAUACCUGAGCUGCAACUGACAAUGGAUCAGUUCCCUCAGAGAAGAAGCGAUGAUUUGAAGGCUGACGUAUUGGUCUCUAAAUUUUCCACAGGUGAACAAGAAAGAAAAUCUCCAGAUCUACAAGACGCAGACAUCUUGUCUAGUCAGCCAAUACAAAGCAGAAGAAGAGCCUUCCGAUACACUCCUGGGAUCUUGGAAAGUUACAAUAGUCUUGACAGCGAACUAGAGGAAAACGUGGAUAGCAGCCCCGUGAGCCCUGUGCCUCCUUACUUAGCAAAGACCAGCAGUUCUGAGUGGAACAGCUCGGAUGACCUUGCAGGACCUUUCUCUGAACAAGAAGAAAUGGGCACGGUUGCCCACUUACACCCUUUCUUGCACAACUAUCCUCCACCUUUACCCCCCAAGACCUUUGGCAGCAAUCACGCUGACCCAUCUGUUGUCCACUCCCUGCCACCGGAGGUGCCACCACGGUUGAGCCCCCGCAGUGAACCCAAAAAUGGCUUGUCCUCCCUCUCGCACACCACCCUCCGCCGGUGGAUUGAGACACCUGCCGAGCUCAGGCUUUCAUCAGAUGCCAGCUCCAAGUCGGGGUCAUCGGACCAGGACAGGAACGAUCUGUCGGCAAGCGAGAGCGACGAGAGGUUACCCAGUCCAAAGCCCGGACACGAUCACGGUACAGACUCCCCUGGUCCGACAGAUAUGGUUCUUCCCACCACCUACUUUUCUGUGGACAACUGUAUGACAGACACUUACCGGGCCAAAUACCACAAGCCUGCCUUGUACAUGAAAGCAGAGGACCACAUGUCAUCAGGGGAGAGUGAUGUUGAUGGGAGGGGUCUUCCUUUGCCAGAUGUUCAGCCACCAGAGCCUUCCAAAAGCAGAUCAGAACCAGGCUUUUCUACUACUAAGACGGCUGCAAAGUGGAACCCAGUUACUCCAAAAGGACUUGAUGAGCAUGGUUUCCUAUGAUUUUAACAAAAGCAUCAAUAGACCUUGAGUGAUCCAGUGACUGGAUGCCAAAAGGAAUUGCUAUGCACUAUGACUGCUAGACAGUGUGACUCCUUCUGACUGGGAUGUGUAUUUUCUUAUAUACUCAACAGAAAGUUGGACAUUAAACUAAAUGCCAAAGAGAUUGUGAAAAGAAUGGCAGGUGUCCUUAGUAGCUAUAUUGUUGUUUUGGUAUGAACUACUAAAAGCUUUGAAUGAACAGUGAAUUUGCACAGUCGAGAGCACCAGAAAGUCACAGAGAAAUAAACAUCUCCAAAAACAUUUGCUGGCGAUCAUGUUUGGACUUUUGGAGCUCAAAAGCAAAGGGUUGGAUUAGUAAAGAAUGUGUCACAAAAAGCCACUUUACCACUCAAGAGAUUAUUUUCAUGAGGAAGUAACCCACUUCUUGCAGUUCUACUUCCUCUCACUCCAUGGAAUGUUUUUAUUUGUGUGUUUAACUACUCCCAUUUCAGCGUUAUGAGGUGUCUGCCCCAGUUCUAUCUGUGUUUCACAUCAUAUACCCUAUACCCUUUCAUGGGUUUUGAAGGUUCCAGUAAUAUUCAGAACAUGAAUUUUUUUUGUACAUUUUAGAAAGCAUAUUGGGCACUCUUUUGGCAAGACCUAGGUAAUGGGUAUAAAUGUUAAAUUGAUUGUUUAUUGGUAGAAUGUCGAGGCACGUCCCUAUCCUCACAUGCACAUUUACACACUUCCCAUCAUCCUUGCAUAUUUAUUGUGUUUUAUGUGUUUACACUGUUUUUCUGGUUGAUUAUUUUCCUUUUUACACUCCUGUGAGUGACACUGACAGUUUUAAACUUCAAUUGGUUGUCUUUAGCUCAAUUAAUUAUUCAGUUUGCUGUCCAAUUUCCUAAAGAUUGCUCCUAUUGGCAGCAAGUCUGCUCUGGUAGGACACGGACAUGUUAGAAUUUAAAAUUGUCACCUAGGGAUUGACAGGGCUUGCUUUUUCUUUGAGGGGGUUAUUAUAAUAACGUUGUAAAUCUGAGUAGUGGACUAUUUUUUUUUGGUUCAAAAUAUUUUCUAUAUGCAGCAGGACUCUAAUGCACAGUGCCUUUUGUAUUUUUCUAUGUUGUGACAAGAUUAAAUUGGAGCCCUGGUUUGUACAAUUCUUUGAUUUUAAAGAAUAUUUGUAACAUUUUAUUUUAUUUUUAUUGAUGAACAAUUGUUAAAUAAACAGUUUUAUUUAACCAUA
Micropterus dolomieu (smallmouth bass) is the source of this 5354-nucleotide messenger RNA. RefSeq names its product inactive ubiquitin carboxyl-terminal hydrolase 53. The coding region runs from base 959 to 4129 and encodes 1056 amino acids. NCBI's taxonomy places the organism in Eukaryota, Metazoa, Chordata, Actinopteri, Centrarchiformes, Centrarchidae. The record is from RefSeq and is a predicted model, not a curated record. The transcript is spliced from 17 exons. Gene Ontology annotation, molecular function: cysteine-type deubiquitinase activity. Gene Ontology annotation, cellular component: cell-cell junction. Gene Ontology annotation, biological process: sensory perception of sound; response to auditory stimulus; protein deubiquitination.